AUGUCAGGCUGGAACUUCCUCAAUAAAGCAGAAACAUUUCUCGACCGCGUCCUAGAUGAUCAAAAGGAAAACAAAGAGGGCGGUCCAGCUGCUGUGCAGUCGCCUGGUAACACAAUCCAUGUGAUAGCACCGGCAAGUCCUGCUGCAGGGAAAGGGGAGAGCGCAGGUGGCAGGUUAUCCCUACAAGAGAGACUUGCGCGCGCUGCUGCUUCUUCAAAGACAGGAUCGCCUGUUCCUAUUGCAACGCCUGUUGCUCAACAACCUGCACUUGUUGCUGCGGCAGAAAUUGUUGUACCUGCGAAGCAAGAGGAGGUUGCAUUGACGGAGAACCAGCAGUCUCCCAUCUUCCCUACAAAUCGACCAGACACCGUCGAUGCCGCACCGCAGACAGCAGCGAUGCACGCAGAACCCCGAACAUCUCUUCAAUCAACAAGAGAUGCUCCUCUGUCUGUACGUGCGUCUCUCGAGUCUACACGACCCUCGACAGACCUUGGCACAUCAUCGUUGUCCAUGGCAGAGCUACAAGCGAAUGAAGCGCGGCGUGUUCAAGAAGUCACGCAAGCAGCUGAACGUAUUUCUGCACUUGAAGCAAAAUUACGCUACUAUACAGCUGAAGAACUCCAAACGUCACGAUCGGUGCUGAGUGCAGGGGAUACCUCGGCGAUGCAACGAAAACUCGCAGAGCGAGAAGAAAAGAUUGCCUUGCUCGUGCAGGAAGGCGAUCUCUUGGCGAAACGAGAGGGACAACAUCAAGAAACCAUUCGCAAGCUCCGUGCACGCAUGCAGGAACUUGAGAAGCUCAUUGCCGUUUCCUUGAAGGCAGUGGAAAAGGCGGAAGGCGAUGUUGCCAAGUGGAAGCAAGAACACAAAACCAUUGGUGAAGUCUCGAAGCGCCAAGCCGACAAGAUUCGUCAGUUGUCUGCCUUGGAGACUGAAGCGGAUGCCUUGCGGAAGCUGAAAACCGCACACGUCUCGCAGAUUGGUGAACUGAAACGACAACUGGCAGAUGAACAUGCAUUGAAUGUCGCAAAUGCGAGUCUUGCACAACAACUACAAGCGGAAAAGAGCAAGACGGAUGCGUUGCAAAAAAGGGUGGGUGUACUACUCACUGAAGCGAAAGAACAAGCCGACGAACAAGACGCAGAGCUCGCUGCACUCCAAGCGAAAUACGACCGUCUUGACGAACGUAUUAAGCAAGUAGAAUCGGAGCGCAAGUCGGAAGUCUUUCGUCUCGAGAGCCAAGUUGAGUCACUGCUUGCACAAGUCGAAGAAUCUAGUGCCGGUGUCGCUGAGCAUGCGCAGACAAAAUUGCUCCGGCAGAUGGAGAAUCUACAAACGCAACACAGUAUCGCCGUGCAGAAUUGGUCGCGCAUUGAAGAGAGCUUACUUGCCCGUGUGGCUGCUGCUGAAGGCGAACGCGAUCGCCUCGAAGAAGCGGAAGCGGCACUGAAGACUCGACUGAGGGAGCAAGCGUCGCGCAUGAAGCAGAUUGAGGAAGACGCAAGCACCGUUCAAGGCCAGCUCAAGCGUGCCGGUGCAGCACAGGAAGAGUGGAAGGAGCGCACGAUGCAGCUGCAAGCCAAAUUAGACGACGUUGUGCAGACACUAGAAACGGAGCGUUCGAGGUCGCGCAAGGCACAGGUGGAUGUCGAGGCACAGAUUGAGACGCGUGUACAGGAGCGUCUUGAAUCAGAACGCAGCGCGUACGAGUCAAGUAUGGCAGCCUACCUCCCACCACAAUCCAACGGACAACGUUCGCCAGAACUCACUAUGCGUGGCUUUACAGAAUCGCCCGGCAGUCUACAAUUACGGACGGCUACGCGUCCUGGGUUGGGAUCAGCGCGGCGGUCGUCGUCACAAGUGCUCACGCCAGUACCGAAAAGGCGCAUGUCACAGAACCAGUUGGGCGAUAUGGAUGGUAUGCGGUCGCCACCUAGCCAGCAGGAUGAGCAUGGGCCCCUGCACAGCGAGUCCACUACAACACUUCUCACGCUUUCUGAAGCACCGGCCUCCCGUGCAUUGAGUAUCGCAACAAGCACGGCGGGACCUGGUCUCGGCAUGAUGGAGCGUAUCUCUGCUAAUGCGCGCAAACUGGAAAUGGACUUGAGUAUGUGUCGUGAGGAUCUCGCACGAAUGACGCAGCAGCGGGAUGAAGCGCGUCAGGCAUGUGUCGACUUGGAUGCAGCAGCAACGGAAAGAGGAGCACUCCAAGAGGCGCUGCAGCGUGUGGGAACCGAGCAUGCUGCACUCACAACCAAGUUUGAAGCGACGCUCGAGCUGCUUGGUGAGCAGACGGAGGAGAAUGAGCAGCUACGAGAGGAUAUUGCGGAUAUGAAACAGGCGUAUCGCGAUACUUUGGAGAAGCAAUUCGGCCAGUAG
Molecule: messenger RNA, 2379 nt
Organism: Protomyces lactucae-debilis
Lineage: Eukaryota; Fungi; Ascomycota; Taphrinomycetes; Taphrinales; Protomycetaceae
Product: TATA element modulatory factor 1 TATA binding-domain-containing protein
Exons: 1
Coding region: 1-2379 (792 amino acids)
Cellular component (GO): endoplasmic reticulum; Golgi apparatus
Source: RefSeq, a predicted model, not a curated record